Ostertagia ostertagi is the source of this 2100-nucleotide messenger RNA. The record is from the annotation of a GenBank genome assembly. Lineage: Eukaryota; Metazoa; Nematoda; Chromadorea; Rhabditida; Trichostrongylidae.
AUGGCAGCCCAGUCUUUCGGCAGCAGGAAUGUGAUGGGUGCAGGCGGCAGCACGCUCUCGGUUGACGCGGGCUACACCGUUGCCGACGGCAAUAACGGCGGCAACUACAACGUCACCACGACAACUGCAGCCGGCACCAUCAACAAGGCCAGUCUGACGCUUGCAGCUGUGACCGACACCAAAACCUACGAUGCCACCACGGCCUCCGGCGCGUCAGUCAUGGCCACAGGGCUCCUGGGCAGCGACAGCGUAACGGCCGAUCAGUCCUUCGCCAGCAAAAACGUGAUGGGCAGCAACGGCAGCACGCUCUCGGUGGAUACGGGCUACACCGUCGCCGACGGCAACAGCGGCGGCAACUACAACGUCACCACGACAACUGCAGCCGGCACCAUCAACAAGGCCAGCCUGACGCUUGCCGCCGUCACCGACACCAAGACCUACGACGCCACCACGGCAUCGUCAGCUGCCGUCAGCAAGACCGGCCUGGUGGGCGGCGACACCGUGACCGCAGCGCAAUCCUUUGGCAGCAAGAACGUUCUGGGCGCUGGUGGCAGCACGAUUUCAGUUGACGCCGGUUACACGGUCGCUGACGGCAACGGCGGCGGCAACUACAACGUCACCACAACAACUGCCGCCGGCACCAUCAACAAGGCCAGCCUGACGCUUGCCGCCGUCACUGACACCAAAACCUACGACGCCACCACGGCAUCGACGGCCGCCGUCAGCCAGAGCGGGCUGUUGGGCAGCGACAGCAUCACCGGCCUGAGCCAGUCCUUUGCCAGCAAGAACGUUAUGGGCACUGGUGGCAGCACGCUUUCAGUCGACACAGGUUACACCGUCAACGACGGCAACAGCGGCAACAACUACGUCGUCACCAGCAGCGGCACCGCAUUCGGCACCAUCAACAAGGCCAGCCUGACGCUGGCCGCCGUGACCGACACCAAAACCUAUGACGGCACUGUGGCCUCCAGCGGCGUCGUGGGCAAUAGCGGUCUGGUGGGCGGCGACACCGUCACUGCAGCGCAAUCCUUCGGCAGCAAGAAUGUCAUGGGCAGCAAUGGCAGCACGCUGUCUGUGGCCAGCUAUAGCCUGAAUGACGGCAACGGCGGCGGCAACUACAACGUGACGACGACAACUGCAGCAGGCACCAUCAACAAGGCCACGCUGAACAUUACCGCCACGCCGGAUGACAAGGUUUAUGACGGCACCACGCUGGCAACGGCCAGCUAUAGCGACAACCGCAUCGCAGGCGAUGUGCUGAGCUAUGCGGCGACUGCCAGCUUUGCCAGCAAAAACGUCGGCAACGGCAUUGCCGUGACGGUGGGCGGCAUCACCACCAGUGGUGCCGAUGCGGGCAACUACACGGUGGGCUCAACGACUGUCGGCAACACGGCUGACAUCACACCGAAGACCCUCACUGUGACUGCCAACGACGACAGCAAAAUGACCGGCACGCCCUACAGCGGCGGCAACGGCGUGAGCUACAGCGGCAUCGUGGCUGGUGAAACUGUGGCGGGCGUACUGACCGGAAGCCUGGCUUACAGUGGCAACUCGCAGGGGGCCAACACGCCUGGCGAGUACGACAUCACGCCUGGCGGCCUCACCGCCAACAGCAACUACCGAGAAACACUUCUGGGCCGCCUAUACAACCACUUCGUAAGGUUUGCCGACAAGACGGUGAAGUUCGCCGUCAAGCUCGAUACGGACUGGGACAAAGACGAAAGCAAGUCUGCCGGCGCUACGCUUGCGAGGCUGCUGGCGGCGCCAGAAUCUUCAGAUCCACUUGUGUCGCUGACCCAGACAGAAGCCGGCGAUGAGGUGGUGACGGCAUUGCUGCAAAGCUAUUCACAGGCAACUGCCUAUGUGAUCCUGUUAAGGCGCUUUCACUGGCAGGCUCAGGAUUUGGCCGCACAUCUGAAGUUGGCGGUGGAGUCCUUACGAAGACGCUUCCGUAAUGCAGCCCUUACGGUACGAUGCCAGCCCUCGAUAUUCGACGGGGUAUGUCAUCUUGAUCCCGAGUUCAUUACGGGCAUUCGCAUUAGUAAAAGCGGUGCGCAAGCGGUGCAUUUAGAAGGCGACCAGAAGGCUUGGAGCUUCUAG